AUGAAUUCAACAGGAACUAAUGAAGACCUGUCUACAUUCAAUGCAUCCACGACCCCAGUGACUCAGAACAGAAUUGAGUACAACUUCAUCCGAUGCAUCCUGCUCAGUAUAACAACAAUUCUACUUCUGACCCUCAACCCGCUGUGUCUUGUGGUCCUGAGGCAUGUCUGCAGCAUCCAGGAAACAACCAAGAUAUUCCUAAGAUCCAUGACGGUUGCUGAUCUCGGGGUGGGACUCUUCCGGGCUCUCCCAAUGACUGUGUUAGUGAUUUCUGAGACUGAGCAUAUCGGUGAUGCGCUUUGCAAAGUGCUGUCAUUUGUCGACUGCAUCCUAAGCUUCAGUCCCCAGAUGUCACUCCUGCUGCUGACUGUGGAUCGCUACAUUUCAGUGGUGCAUGCGUUGCGCUACCCAUCUCUUGUGAAGUUGCUGAACACCCCGCCAAUGGGAUGUCGGACCAAUGGGACGACAAAACAAUGGAACGUCGGACCAAUGGGAAGUCGGGCCAAUGGUACGCCGGACUAUCGAGACGUAACCAUUACAAAGAAAGAUUAUGACAUUCCAGCAUGGUGA
Molecule: messenger RNA, 570 nt
Organism: Patiria miniata (bat star)
Lineage: Eukaryota; Metazoa; Echinodermata; Asteroidea; Valvatida; Asterinidae
Product: C-X-C chemokine receptor type 2-like
Exons: 2
Coding region: 1-570 (189 amino acids)
Biological process (GO): G protein-coupled receptor signaling pathway
Cellular component (GO): membrane
Molecular function (GO): G protein-coupled receptor activity
Source: RefSeq, a predicted model, not a curated record